AUUUAGGAAGAUUUAGGAAUGUCUGCGUAGUUUAAGGGAAGAGCGCGUUUUCCUGUGUUUCGCAGAGACUGAGCGGCUCUUUCAGUUCAGCUCAGCGGAGAAUCAAACACGGAAAAGAAGUCGCGAAAUGGCUGAAAUCCUGAAACAGAGACAAACACCGAAAUGCUCAGACUGCGUUUAACUGAGCUGCUAGAAAAGUUUCAUACAAAAUACCCAGAAUAUUCAUACACGUGUUCAUAUCUGAUGGUGGUAGUUUGUCUGAAUUCAGAGCUCGUUACUUGUAAUGUGGAGUUUGUAAGUUUGGCGUCGAUGAAAAGCACAAAAACUGUGAAAGGCGUGUUGAUGUGCAGUAGCGCCGUCUGACCAGCAGGUGUGCAGUAGCGCCGUCUGACCAGCAGUAACUUCAUGGUGGACGCUGUUUACUGAACUGGUGAAAGAUUUUGUCCCAGAAAAUCAGCUGUUUACAGGAUGAAGAGAGCAGAAUCUUCAGAGCCCAGCUGUGGGUCUGUAAAGAGGCACCGGUCCAUGACAGAGCAUAACAGCAGGCAAGGAGGAAUAUCUGACUCGGGACUGAAGGACCACAGAGCAGAAGGUCCAGAGCCCAGCUGUGUGUCUAUGAAGAGCAGCAACUCAAUAUUCAGGCCUCCUAAUCUGCGUCCUGGAGGAACUGGGAUUGAUCCGAGACUGAAGGACCACAGAGCAGAAUCUCCAGAGCCCAGCUGUGUGUCUAUGAAGAGCAGCAACUCAAUAUUCAGGCCUCCUGAUCUGAGCACUGGAGGAACUGGGAUUGACCCGAGCCUGCAGAUAUCCAGAGCAGAAGGUCCAGAGCCCAGCUGUGUGUCUAUGAAGAGCAGCAACUCAAUAUUCAGGCCUCCUGAUCUGAGCACUGGAGGAACUGGGAUUGACCCGAGCCUGCAGAUAUCCAGAGCAGAAUCUCCAGAGCCCAGCUAUGUGUCUAUGAAGAGCAGCAACUCAAUAUUCAGGCCUCCUGAUCUGAGCACUGGAGGAACUGGGAUUGACCCGAGACUGCAGAAGUACAGAGCAGAAUCUCCAGAGCCCAGCUGUGUGUCUAUGAAGAGCAGCAACUCAAUGUUCAGUCCUCCUGAUCUGACCACUGGAGGGACUGGGAUUGACCCAAGGUGGAGGAGGAAUGAUCGAGAUGAUGCCCUGCAAAGAAUCAUAGAGAGACACAAAAGCAGCAUGAAGAAAAAGUAUGAAUGCUUAUUUGAGGGAAUCAAAACACAAGAGAACGAAACCCUCCUGAACAGGAUUUACACACAGCUCUACAUCGUGGAGGGAAAGAGUGAAAGAGUGAAUGAAGAACAUGAGGUUCUACAGAUUGAGAAAACUUUCAGGAAAAUACAAGACACUACAAUCAGCUACUUGGACAUCUUUAAACCUGUAGAAGAUCCUAAAGGAGAAAUGGAAGAACAGAGCAUUAGAGGUGUGAUGGCUAAUACUGCCAGAGAAAAAGAAAGAAGAGAAGAUGAAGAACCAAAACAGCUCCGAACUGUCCUGACUAAAGGCAUCGCUGGCAUUGGGAAAACUGUCACUGUGCAGAAGUUCAUUCUGGACUGGGCUGAAGGAAAAGACAAUCAGGAUGUUGACUUCAUGUUUGUGCUUCCGUUCCGGGAGCUGAAUCUGAUUAAAGAUGACCAGUUCAGUCUUCGUAAACUUCUAUCUGAUUUCCAUCCUGAGCUUAAAGAUCUGGACCCAAAAAAAUAUGAUUCCUACAAAGUUGUGUUUAUCUUUGAUGGACUGGAUGAAAGCAGAAUUCCACUGAGCUUUUCACAGUGUGAGAAAAUAUCUGACAUAACAAUGACCUCAUCAGUGGGGAUGUUGAUGACCAACCUCAUCAGAGGAGAUCUGCUUCCCUCUGCUCACAUCUGGAUAACCACUCGACCAGCAGCAGCCAGUCAGAUCCCUCCUCAGUACAUCAACCGUGUGACAGAAAUUCAGGGAUUCAAUGACCCACAGAAGGAGGAAUACUUCAGGAAGAGAAUCAGUGACCAAGACCAAGCUAAGAGAAUCAUCUCACACAUCAAGAAAGCAAGGAGCCUCCACAUCAUGUGCCACAUUCCAGUCUUCUGCUGGAUCUCAGCCACUGUUCUUCAGCAGAUGAUAAACCAGAGUAAAACAGAAAUGCCCAAAACUCUGACUGAGAUGUACACACACUUCCUGCUGACUCAGAUCAAUAUGAAGAAUGAGAAGCAUGAGCGAAACGUUAAGAGCGAUCCAGUGAAACUUCUGGAGUCCAACAGAGAGAUGAUUCUGAAACUGGCUAAACUGGCUUUCAAACAGCUGAUGAAGGGCAAUGUGAUGUUCUAUGAAGAGGACCUGAGAGAGUGCGGCAUUGAUGUCAAUGAGGCCUCAGUGUACUCUGGGAUAUGCACUGAGAUCUUUAAGGAGGAAUCUGUGGUUUGCCAGAGGAAGGUCUACUGCUUUGUGCAUCUGAGCUUUCAGGAGUUCCUGGCUGCCUUCUAUAUGAUUUACUUUUACAUGAAGAACAACAUGGAGGAAUUGUGGUUUUUUUUGCAAUAUGAUGGCAGUAGUGACAGUUUAUUGAAGGAGCUAUUGAGAGGAGCAGUACGUAAAGCCUUAGAGAGUGAGAAUGGGCACCUGGAUUUUUUCCUCCGUUUUCUGCUGGGCAUCUCACUGGAGUCCAAUCAGAAACUCUUACAGGGUCUAUUGAUGCACACAGAGAGCAGCUCAGAGAGCAUCAGCGAAACAGUACAACACAUCAAACAGCUAAUAAAAACAAAGGAUCUUCCUACUGAGAGAUCCAUCAACCUGUUCCUCUGCCUGACUGAAGUGAAUGACCAGUCUUUCUCCAGAGAGAUUCAGGAGUUUCUAAAAUCACAGAAAAACACAGGAACCAAACUCUCUGCUGCUCACUGCUCAGCAAUAGCUUACAUGCUGCAGUUCUCAGACGAGGUUCUGGAUGAGCUGGGCCCAAAGAGGUUCAACACAUCAGUGGAGGGUUACAGGAGACUGGUUCCAGCUGUGAGCAUCUGCAGAAAGGCUCUUCUAACAGGCUGUAAUCUUGAAAUGAGCCACUGUGAAACCAUCUGCUCGGCUCUGACGUCUGCAGACUCCUCCCUGCAAGAGCUGGACCUCAGUAAUAAUAACCUGCAGGACUCAGUGGAGCUGCUCUCUGUUGGACUGACCAGCUCAAACUGUAAACUCCAGAUAUUGAGACUAUCUGGCUGCAGUCUUGGAGAAGCUGCUUGUGAAAAUCUGAAAUCAGCUCUACUAUCAGAAAACUCCUCCCUGAAAGAGCUGGACCUCAGUAAUAAUGACCUGCAGGACUCAGGAGUGGAGCAGCUCUGUGCUGGACUGAUGAGCUCACACUGUAAACUUCAGAUACUCAGACUGUCUGGCUGCAGUCUUGGAGAAGCUGCUUGUGAAAAUCUGAAAUCAGCUCUAUCAGAAAACUCCUCCCUGAAAGAGCUGGACCUCAGUAAUAAUGACCUGCAGGACUCAGGAGUGGAGCAGCUCUGUGCUGGACUGAAGAGCAGGUGGAGGAGGAAUGAUCGAGAUGAUGCCCUGCAAAGAAUCAUAGAGAAACACAAAAGCAGCAUGAAGAACAAAUAUGAACGCUUAUUUGAUGGAAUCAAAACACAAGAGAACGAAACCCUCCUGAACAGGAUUUACACACAGCUCUACAUCGUGGAGGGAGAGAGUGAAGGAGUGAAUGAAGAACAUGAGGUUCUACAGAUGGAGAAAACUUUCAGGAAACAAUCAGAAGACACACCAAUCAGCUACUUAGACAUCUUUAAACCUGUAGAAGAUCCUAAAGGAGAAAUGGAAGAACAGAACAAUAGAGGUGUGAUGGCUAAUACUGCCAGAGAAAAAGAAAGAAGAGAAGAUGAAGAACCAAAACAGCUCCGAACUGUCCUGACUAAAGGCGUCGCUGGCAUUGGGAAAACUGUCACUGUGCAGAAGUUCAUUCUGGACUGGGCUGAAGGAAAAGCCAAUCAGGAUGUAGAUUUCAUGUUUGUGCUUCCGUUCCGGGAGCUGAAUCUGAUUAAAGAUGACCAGUUCAGUCUUCAUAAACUUCUGUCUGAUUUCCAUCCUGAGCUUAAAGAUCUGGACCCAAAAAAAUAUGAUUCAUACAAAGUUGUGUUUAUCUUUGAUGGACUGGAUGAAAGCAGAAUUCCACUGAGCUUUUCACAGUGUGAGAAAAUAUCUGACAUAACAAUGACCUCCUCAGUGGGGAUGUUGAUGACCAACCUCAUCAGAGGAGAUCUGCUUCCCUCUGCUCACAUCUGGAUAACCACUCGACCAGCAGCAGCCAGUCAGAUCCCUCCUCAGUACAUCAACCGUGUGACAGAAAUUCAGGGAUUCAGUGACCCACAGAAGGAGGAGUACUUCAGGAAGAGAAUCAGUGAUGAAGACCAAGCCAAGAGAAUCAUCUCACACAUUAAGAAAGCAAGGAGCCUCCACAUCAUGUGCCACAUUCCAGUCUUCUGCUGGAUCUCAGCCACUGUUCUUCAGCAGAUGAUAAACCAGAGUAAAACAGAAAUGCCCAAAACUCUGACUGAGAUGUACACACACUUCCUGCUGACUCAGAUCAAUAUGAAGAAUGAGAAGUAUGAGGGAAACGUUAAGAGUGAUCCAGUGAAACUUCUGGAGUCCAACAGAGAGAUGAUUCUGAAACUGGCUAAACUGGCUUUCAAACAGCUGAUGAAGGGCAAUGUGAUGUUCUAUGAAGAGGACCUGAGAGAGUGCGGCAUUGAUGUCAAUGAGGCCUCAGUGUACUCUGGGAUAUGCACUGAGAUCUUUAAGGAGGAAUCUGUGCUUUACCAGAUGAAGGUCUACUGCUUUGUGCAUCUGAGCUUUCAGGAGUUCCUGGCUGCUUUCUAUGUGUUUCACUGCUGUGUGAGCAAGAACAUGGAGGAAUUGUUGGUUUUUUUGCAAUAUGAUGAUGCUGGAAGUGACGAUGGCACUAUGGAAGUAUAUCAGCUUGGUUUUAAUGCCAGUAGUGACAGUGACAUUUUUGAUGACUAUCAGUCUGAUUCUGAUGACUCCAGUAGUGACACUGAAGACGCAGCAUGUUUUGACCCUGAAUUCCCUGAUCUCCUGCAUCAUUUGAGCAGUUCAUUGAUGGCGUUAUUGAGAGGAGCAGUACGUAAAGCCUUAGAGAGUGAGAAUGGGCACCUGGAUCUUUUCCUCCGUUUUCUGCUGGGCAUCUUACUGGAGUCCAAUCAGAAACUCUUACAGGGUCUAUUGAUGCACACAGAGAGCAGCUCAGAGACCAUCAGCAAAACAGUACAACACAUCAAACAGCUAAUAAAAACAAAGGAUCUUCCUACUGAGAGAUCCAUCAACCUGUUCCUCUGCCUGACUGAAGUGAAUGAUCAGUCUCUCUCCAGAGAGAUUCAGGAGUAUCUAAAAUCACAGAAAAACACAGGAGCCAAACUCUCUGCUGCUCACUGCUCAGCAAUAGCUUACAUGCUGCAGUUCUCAGACGAGGUUCUGGAUGAGCUGGGCCCAAAGAGGUUCAACACAUCAGUGGAGGGUUACAGGAGACUGGUUCCAGCUGUGAGCAACUGCAGAAAGGCUCUUCUAACAGGCUGUAAUCUUAAAAUGAGCCACUGUGAAACCGUCUGCUCGGCUCUGACGUCUGCAGACUCCUCCCUGCAAGAGCUGGACCUCAGUAAUAAUAACCUGCAGGACUCAGUGGAGCUGCUCUCUGUUGGACUGACCAGCUCAAACUGUAAACUCCAGAUAUUGAGACUGUCUGGCUGCAGUCUUGGAGAAGCUGCUUGUGAAAAUCUGAAAUCAGCUCUACUAUCAGAAAACUCCUCCCUGAAAGAGCUGGACCUCAGUAAUAAUGACCUGCAGGACUCAGGAGUGGAGCAGCUCUGUGUUGGACUGAAGAGCUCACACUGUAAACUUCAGAUACUCAGACUGUCUCUCUGCAAACUUGGAGAAGAAGCUUGUGAAAAUCUGAAAUCAGCUUUAUUAUCAGAAAACUCCUCCCUGAAAGAGCUGGACCUCAGUAAUAAUGACCUGCAGGACUCAGGAGUGGAGCAGCUCUGUGCUGGACUGAAGAGCUCACACUGUAAACUUCAGAUACUCAGAUUAUCUGGUUGCAUGAUCACACAGGUAGGCUGUUGUUCUCUGGCAUCAGCUCUCAGUUCAAACCGUUCACACCUGAAUGAACUGGAUCUGAUCUACAACCACCCAGGAGAGGAUUCACCAGGAAUGAAGCAGCUUUCUUCUAGACGGGACGAUCCACAAUGUGCACUCAAAACUCUCAGAUUGGAACAUGGAGGAGAGAUGAGAAUCAAACCAGGACUAAAGAAAUAUUCAUUUGAGCUCACCCUGGACCCAAAUACAGCACUCACACAACUCUCUUUCUCUAAUGGGAACAGAAAUGUGAAAAAUUUCUGUAAGCCACAGCCAUGUUCAAAUCCUGAUCAUCCAGAGAGAUUUGAUUGCUGGGGGCAGGUUCUGAGUAGAGAGUGUGUGACUGGACGCUGUUACUGGGAGGCUGAGAGGAUAGAAGGAGAGAUAGAAGUAGCUCUGACAUAUAAAUCAAUCAAGAGGAAAGGAAACAGUGUUCACACAAGGUUUGGACUGAAUGAAAAGUCCUGGGUUCUGUUCUGUUCUGAGGGGCACUGGAUCAGUCACAAAAAUAUUGCCACUGGUAUCCCUUCUCCUCCCUCCCCCUCUAAGAGGAUAGGAGUGUAUGUGGACUGUCCAGCCGGCACUCUGUCCUUCUACAGAGUCUCUGAUGAUCAAACACUGACGCACCUUCACACGUUCAGCACCACAUUCACUGAACCGCUAUACGCUGGGUUUACACUUUAUAAUUACGCCACACUGCAUGUGUGUGAGAUGAAAUAAUCUCCUGUGUGUGUGAGAGUCAGUUUAUAUAAAUUGGUUUAUAUACUUUAUUGAUUGGCGUUUUUCAGUUUUUGGACAUAUAGUAUAUUACAAGUUGAAUACUCCUAAGAUUUGUUGAAGUUGCCUAUUCAAACGUGUAGUUUUGCCAAUCCUAAAUAAAUAAACAUAGGAAUCACAAAACUUGUUUCUAAAAGUUUCUGUCCCCAGGCCAAAUUACAUACUUUGUCAUUUUUAAGUCAAAUAAAUUAAACAGCAUCUCUGCAACAGAAUAUUUUUUAAAAGUAGCAUAGAUGGAUACUAUUGAAAUCAUAUUGAUGUCUCUGCUUGAGUAAAAGUCCAAGAGUAUUUCCCUUCAAAUGUACUUAAGUAUAAAGUAAAAGUACUAAAAGAGUAAUUCUGGCUCUGAUGUCCUGUUAUCAUUUUUAUAACCAGACUGGCUUCAUGAACUCAUUUCAGGUGAAAGUCCUC
Pygocentrus nattereri (red-bellied piranha) is the source of this 7323-nucleotide messenger RNA. RefSeq lists its product as uncharacterized. Lineage: Eukaryota; Metazoa; Chordata; Actinopteri; Characiformes; Serrasalmidae. Gene Ontology annotation, molecular function: protein binding. The transcript is spliced from 18 exons. Bases 469 to 6855 code for a protein of 2128 amino acids. The record is from RefSeq and is a predicted model, not a curated record.